Clarias gariepinus (North African catfish) is the source of this 2687-nucleotide messenger RNA. Its product is annotated as gephyrin-like. Gene Ontology annotation, molecular function: molybdopterin molybdotransferase activity. The transcript has 25 exons. The record is from RefSeq and is a predicted model, not a curated record. NCBI's taxonomy places the organism in Eukaryota, Metazoa, Chordata, Actinopteri, Siluriformes, Clariidae. Gene Ontology annotation, biological process: establishment of synaptic specificity at neuromuscular junction; Mo-molybdopterin cofactor biosynthetic process; postsynaptic neurotransmitter receptor diffusion trapping. Gene Ontology annotation, cellular component: cytosol; postsynaptic membrane; cytoplasm. Bases 10 to 2454 code for a protein of 814 amino acids.
CGCGGGAACAUGGCGUCAGACGGGAUGGCGCUCACGAACCACGACCACCAGAUCCGCGUCGGAGUGCUGACAGUAAGUGACAGCUGUUUCAGAAACCUUGCUGAAGACCGAAGUGGAGUCAACCUUAAGGAUCUUGUCCAUGACCCGUCCCUGCUCGGAGGCGUGAUCUCAGCAUACAGAAUCGUACCUGAUGAGAUCGAUGAAAUCAAGGAGACUCUGGUGGACUGGUGUGAUGAAAAAGAGCUGAACCUCGUCUUGACCACCGGUGGAACUGGCUUUGCUCCUCGUGAUGUCACUCCUGAGGCCACGAGGGAAGUGAUUGAGCGUGAAGCUCCAGGAAUGGCCCUUGCCAUGCUCAUGGGCUCGUUAAAUGUCACACCUCUUGGCAUGUUGUCCAGACCUGUCUGCGGCAUCAGAGGCAAAACCCUCAUCAUUAAUCUACCAGGCAGCAAGAAAGGCUCACAGGAGUGCUUCCAGUUCAUCUUGCCUGCCCUGCCCCACGCCAUCGACCUUCUGCGUGAUGCUGUAGUAAAAGUUAAGGAGGUUCACAAUGCGCUGGAGGACCUGCCCUCACCCCCACCGCCCCUCUCCCCUCCCCCCGUCACCAGCCCCCAUAGGCAGACUGAGGACAAGGGCAUUCAGUGCGAGGAAGACGAGGAGGAGAAGAAGGACAGUGGAGUUGCCUCAACCGAGGAUAGCGGGUCCUCGCAUAUUACAGCAGCAGCCAUUGCUGCAAAGAGUGUGUUCCAUCCCACCCAUGCUGUUGUCAUGGCCAAAGGGGGCGAGCUGUUGACUUUCAUCCCUCCUACGACCCCCCCCUCUCAUUUCACCUGCUCCUGUGAACACAAGAUUCCAGAUGGCAUUAUAUCUCGGGGUGUUCAGGUGUUGCCCCGGGACACAGCGUCCCUCAGUACCACGCCCUCGGAGUCUCCCCGAGCGCAGCAGUCCCGCCUGUCCACUGCCUCCUGCCCCACCCCCAAAGUGCAGUCGCGGUGUGGCAGCAAAGAGAACCUCCUAAGAGCGAGUCAUAGUGCAGUGGACAUCACAAAGGUGGCGAGAAGACACCGCAUGUCCCCGUUCCCCCUGACCUCCAUGGACAAGGCCUUCAUCACUGUGCUGGAGAUGACUCCUGUUCUCGGGACUGAGAUCAUCAACUAUAGAGAUGGAAUGGGACGAGUGUUAGCUCAGGACGUCUAUGCUAAAGACAAUUUGCCUCCAUUUCCUGCCUCAAUCAAAGAUGGCUACGCUGUUCGAGCUGCUGAUGGUCCUGGAGAUCGCUUCCUCAUCGGGGAGUCGCAGGCCGGAGAGCAGCCUACUCACACAGUCAUGCCAGGCCAGGUGAUGAGGGUGACGACUGGUGCUCCUAUUCCCUGUGGAGCUGAUGCUGUAGUGCAGGUGGAGGACACGGAGUUACUGCGAGAGUCUGAAGACGGCACGGAGGAACUGGAGGUGCGGAUUCUGGUGCAGGCGCGUCCCGGACAGGACAUUAGGCCAAUCGGUCAUGACAUAAAGCGAGGUGAGUGUGUGCUGGCCAAAGGAACACACAUGGGUCCAUCUGAAAUCGGCCUUCUGGCCACUGUGGGGAUCACGGAGGUGGAGGUGCACAAGUUCCCCGUGGUGGCGGUCAUGUCCACCGGCAACGAGUUGUUGAAUCCUGAAGAUGACCUGCACCCAGGGAAGGUCCGGGACAGUAACCGCUCCACCCUGCUGGCUACCAUCCAGGAGCACGGCUACCCCACCAUCAACCUUGGAAUUGUUGGAGACAACCCGGAUGACCUGCUGAAUGCCCUGAAUGAGGGAAUAAGUCGAGCAGAUGUCAUCAUCACAUCUGGAGGCGUGUCCAUGGGGGAGAAGGACUACCUGAAGCAGGUUCUGGACAUUGACCUCCACGCUCAGAUCCACUUUGGUCGGGUGUUUAUGAAGCCAGGUCUCCCCACCACAUUCGCCACUUUAGACUUUGAUGGCACACGGAAGCUCAUCUUUGCCCUGCCAGGUAAUUUCACCUACAGAGACACAGGGUCGACCCUCCUUGAGGCCGUGCCCGUGAGUGACAGCGAGGCAAGCAGGCUGCCCGUGUCUCCUCCUGCAUGCAGAACUUUGUACAAAGGUGCUCCUGAGGGUAACCCGGUUUCUGCAGUCGUCACCUGUAAUCUCUUUGUUAUUCCUGCGUUGAGGAAAUUGCAGGGGAUCCUGGACCCAAGGCCAACGAUUAUCAAAGCCAGGCUCUCCUGUGACGUUAAGUUGGAUCCACGUCCAGAAUACCACCGCUGUAUACUGACGUGGCAUCACCAGGAGCCCCUGCCCUGGGCACAGAGUACAGGAAAUCAGAUGAGUAGUCGGCUAAUGAGCAUGCGCAGCGCCAACGGCCUUCUGAUGUUGCCUCCUAAAACAGAGCAGUACGUGGAGCUGCACAAGGGCGAGGUGGUGGACGUUAUGGUCAUCGGGCGGCUAUGAUCUCAUCUCGUAGAACGCGACCAGAAGAGAGGAAUGUGGUGCAUGUCCACAUAUCAGUUAUUAUAUUGUAAUAUGCAAUGGCACAGUUAUUAUAUUUUCUAUUUUGACAAACAUUACUGGAGUAUAAUCAAACAAAAACAAGCUAAAACAUCAUUUAUAGACACAUUAAUUGAGCAAGAGAAGGAGAGUGUGUGUGUUAUACAGUGGAUAUAAAACGUUUGUUUUUGCAUAUG